AUGGCUGACACCGUCGACCCCAACAGCCUCUCGUAUGCUUUUCACUCUGUCUUUCUCCUUGAUCACGCUGUCAGUGCGCACAUGCGUCUUCGAGACCCGACUAUUCUUCCGCCUGCCUCCGGUUCGACGCGGGAACAGGCGUCGUUCUUCCUCGACCGGGUUGCUCCUCAGCUUCCCGUCCUUCUACAGUCUCUCAUGCCGUUCCUGGCCUCUUCGUCGCCGUUCGUUCCCCCGUUUCGUUCGUAUUCCUCUCCUUUUUCUUCCGUCUCUUGUUCCUCUUCUCCUGCGACGGCGUCCUCGGCAGCGGGCGAAGUGGAUGUUUCUGCUUCGAAAACUUCGGAGUCCGAUUCGUUGGUCUCGCCGUUUAUGACGCCUCGUUUCGCCUCCCUUUCCGAGCUCCUUCGCGCGUUUCUCCCGCUUCUCACCCGACAGCUGCUUGCGGCACCUGCGGUGUCUUCGCUGCUUCUUCUCCACCUCUCUCGCCAUGUCUCCUCGCUCUUCCCGUCUCCGUCAGACCGCCAGGACACGUCCCUGGCGGCGCUGAAGAGAGAAGAAGAGGCCGCCGAGAGACGAGACGAAGCGUCCCGUGGAACGACGGGUAAACGCAGCCUGCAGCAGAAGCACGAACGGCGCCUUUACCUCUUUCUCCUCUCCUCGCUUGUCACGCAGAACCCUUCCCUGUCGCUGGCGCGCGAAACGGUGGCGUCGCAUCUUCUUCCGUCGCCGCACCUGGACAACUCCGGCAGGACGCCUCCCGACAUCCCCAAUCGCACUUUGGCCUCUGUCCCGUCUUCGUCGCCUGCUCCCACGGCUGUUGUCCCUCCGCCUCGUUCUCGCGCGCCUGGGGAAGGCUCCCUGGAGGAAUUCGACGCCGUGGAAGACGCCCGCAUCUACCUCCAGGCGCACCAACGCGCCCGAGAGGAGAAGCCGGAGACCCGCGAGGGGACAGAGGCACUGAAGCCCUUGGCGUCUCUCUCUAGAGACAAAUCAGCACAGACCACAAGCACCUUUGACUCGUCCUCUUUCCCUUCCUCAUUACCUUCCUCGCCUUCGUUUUCCUCGUCUUCGCUGCCUUCCCCUUCUUCUCGUCUUUCUUCGUCUGUGUUGGUGUUUGACGCGUCAGCAGUUCCACUUCAGCGCAGUGUGCGUGGAUCGCUUCGGGUGGCGGUCUCGCCGCUUCUCUCUUCGCUUUCGACUCUUGAGCCCGCCGAGUUGCUCCAGGCGGCGCAGCUAGUAGUUACCACUGCUUCGCUGCGGCACCCUGUCUCCCUGAUCUCUCACCUUCUGGGGCAUUUGACGGCGCGCGUGCAUGCGGGAAGCGAGGAGGGGACGGCGCCUCUCGCUCCCCGCGCGGAGGCAGGAGCCGACGGCCACGAAGGGCGGCGAGUCGGCGGUGGAACGCGAGAGAAGAAACAUGCAAGUUUCGGGUUAACGGAUCUCGGCGCAGUCGCCACUGUGGGCGCUCAGUUGGUGCAACUAAAGAGCGGAAGGCAAGGCGACGCGCGCAACCAGGACGGCCCCCCCGGCGCGUUACAGGAACUGAAAACGAAAAACAAACACGACGUUCAGGUCGCCCUCCAGCAACAGUUUCGCGCGCUCCUCACUGCGAUUGCAGAGAGGGCUGAAGCGGCUCUCAUAAAAGAAGAAGCCGAGGAAGGGCAGGAGUGGAGAGGAGACGCUUUGACGAGCGAGAACAUGUCUGUGGAAGGGUGGGAUGACGAAGACGGAGACAGACACUGGCUGGUGGACGUGUCUGGCGACGAAGACUCCUGCGCUUGUGGAGGAAGCCGGACGCGAGAAGAGCUCGUUGACGGGAGUGUGGAAGUCGUCCCAGCAAGCGGAGACGUUGAAUGCGCGGAAAAGAGCGAAUCGCGGACAGGAAGAAAGAAGCGGCAGGACGAACGUAGUUUCCUGCAUGCUCCCAAGGCCCUCCUGGAACUCCUGGUCGUCUUCGACGUUGCGGGGCUCUCGCGGCCUCACCUUGCGUCAUUGGUGGAGCGGCGCAUUCUUUCUUAUCCGAAAUUUCGCGAGAUCUUUGGAAUUAAUUCCCCUGCGUCGCGUGACCAUGAGCGGGAUUCCCAGGGCGAUACCAAAAGUGAAAGGCAGCGCGGAAGACGAAAACGGCAACCCGCGAAGGCCCAGGAAGGAGGGGAACCUGGGGAUGAGCGACGCGAGCAGGACCAGCUCGCAGAGGGAGAAAGCAGAGAAACGGACGAGGCGUUGACGCCCCACGGGAGGGACUCAGAGUCGUCUCCCGACACGUCGACCUCGACGGUGUUUCUCCGUUCUCAUCUGGAUGAAAUUCUCCAUCUGCUACACUUUCUGGCGGAGUCUGUGUCGUCUGCCCCGCAGCCAGCUUCCUGUUCUUCCGCUUCGCUCUUCGCCCAUCUCCUCCCCGCUCUCUCUGUUCCGCAGCUGCUUGCCACCCUCUCGAUCGAUAUGCUUCUCUGCGCACUCGAUAUCCUUCGGCGCCUCUUGAGGUUCCGCCAGCCGCCUGAGGCUCUCCCAGGCGACUCCGCGUCGGCCGGGCAGAAACGGGAAGAUCGGGAUAGAAGCAAUCAAGGACGUGGCAGGGGAGCUGCGUCACGCCCCGAGGCAUGGCCGAAUUCCCACGUUGUGGUGAAUCACCACGCUGAACGGUUUCUUUACGCCAUCCAAAAACACUGCCUGACCAAGUCGUUUCUGGGAUCUCUGCGGAACGGGGAACUUCUGCUGCUUGAGGAAGUCCUGCGGGAAUUAGGCGAACGAAAUCUCCAAGUGGAGGAAGAGCGAAUGCAACGACAACUGCCUGAACCAGUGCCGAAACGCCUGCAGCAUUCCAUGGAUGCAUACUGA
Messenger RNA from Neospora caninum, 2835 nucleotides. RefSeq lists its product as hypothetical. Bases 1 to 2835 code for a protein of 944 amino acids. NCBI's taxonomy places the organism in Eukaryota, Apicomplexa, Conoidasida, Eucoccidiorida, Sarcocystidae. The record is from RefSeq and is a predicted model, not a curated record. The transcript has a single exon.